Linepithema humile (Argentine ant) is the source of this 4446-nucleotide messenger RNA. The record is from RefSeq and is a predicted model, not a curated record. NCBI's taxonomy places the organism in Eukaryota, Metazoa, Arthropoda, Insecta, Hymenoptera, Formicidae.
CGAAUCGACAAACAACAAUUAUAUCCAUGUCCGGCAAAUAAAUAUCACCUCAUAGUGAACCGUGUUGAUAAAUUGGAGCAAAUUGUUAAUGAAACUGCUAUAUCUUUUCCUUGUUGAAGUAUCAUCUUUAACAUCACACACUUUAUACAACGUAACCAUAUUUUAUAAAGAUCAAACAUUAUUUUUCAAGGAAAUACAUACACUUGAAGGAGUUCCAUCUGAAGUAUUAGAUCUUCACACAACUCUGCUAUCCAGCAAUAACAUAACUCUAACUUGGAGGGCCCCAAAAGAACCAAAUGGAAAAAUAGUACAGUAUCGUGUAAUGUUAAAAAUUCAAGAAUACUACGGCUGUACGGAUGUUGGUGAAUUUCAAUCAAGUAAUCAUACUAUUGAAAAAUGGACAACUCACAGAACAAUCACAAUAUCGAAUUUACAGCCAUAUGCAAAUUACAGGGCACAAGUCACAGCUCACAAUUCGCGACAUGGCGGCACAAGUACAAACAUAACUUUUGAGACGAAGGAAUCCGCUCCACCUCCGAUAACUAAUCUGGAUGUUGUGGAAAUUGAUACCCGCCAUCGCCGUGAAAUGAUACAUUUGAGAUGGAAAAGUCUAGUUCCACCUACGAAUGGAAGGUUGAGUCAUUACGUCAUUCGAAUAUGUAAUUUAAGCUGCUUUAACCAAUAUGAAGUUAAUGUUAACAACACCUGUGACUUGUGGAAUGAUUACAUCUGCGCUACUAUAAAUUUUACACAUUUAAAAAUUCAGAUUUUAGCCUACAAUAUAAAUGUUACUGAAUCAAGUGUUCCCGUUAAUGUUACCAACACAAUGCUAGAUAAUACAACACCAGAUACACCUGGGAAUUUCACUUUGACAGUCAAGAACAAUAAUGUAAUUGACGUAAAAUGGGAUCAUCCUUGGAAGACAGGCAAACACCUGCAGUAUUUUUUUAUCCAAAUACAUAAAGUAUCUUCAAAUUUGACGAAGAACAUUUCAAUAGUAUCUGAUAAAAAAGUUCUUAAAAAUUACGCGCGUUAUUAUAAACAAGAAUUAUAUUUGUUUCCAUCAACGCUGUAUAAUAUUCAAAUUCAAGCUGUGACAAUAGCAAACAAAUCUAGCAGCACUAAUACCAAAAUAUUGCAAACACCUACCACGAUCGAUUUUGAUGGGAAUCUGAUGGCAGACGUAAAGAAAUUUGAUUCCACGAUAUCAUUAAAGAUUCCGCCUGUUCUAAACGAUACGCAACAUAGUAGAAUACACAUCAUAGUAAAAGGACCUAAAGAACCUUGCAAACAUUUAGAAGUGCCUCCAAUUUUAAAAACGCAAAUAAACAUAAAGAUUAAUGAAAGUGCUUGGCAAGCUGCAGAAGGUUCGAUCAGCGAAUUUGCUAACCAGGAAUUUAUUGUUGGCAACAAUAAUACUUACGGUAAUGCUACGAAUUGCCCACUAAAACCUGAAGGAUCGUAUAAUAUAACAGUUGUCUUAAUCGAAGGGAAUUUAACUGUUAUAAGGACUGCGUUUACAAUAUUAAAACGUGAAGAUACAACAAAUCUUGAUAAUCCUGUUGAUUCUGUUGAUCCAUCAAUGCGUCACGAAGUGUGGUUUAUACCAAUAAUAUGUCUGAUUCUGGUAGGCGCAAUUUUUUAUUUUUAUCAAAGAAGAAAGCAGCAAUUAGAUAAGCAGGUAAUGCCGCAGGAUGAAAUAAUUUUGUCGCAAAACAUUGAAAAUUACGAGCAUGAAACUUCCGUGAUAUCAACCUCAAAGCAGGAGUCAUCGACGCCUUCCGACAGACAGUCUUUAUCGCGGGCAGCCACUCCGGAAAUGUCACUGAUUGCAAUCGAGAGUAGCGAAGAGAAGAAAGAGACGGCAUCAUUGAUUAAAGUGAAAGAUUUUGAGGAUUAUGUCAGACAGGCAAUACAAUCAGGAUUGUUAGACAAACAGUACGAAACGUUUCCAAGAGGACAAACUCAACCGUGGGAUUAUGGCAAAUUACCAGAGAACAAAUCUAAAAAUCGAUACGGAAAUCUUAUAGCAUAUGAUAAAACGCGUGUGAUACUGAAUAAACUUCCGGAUGACGCUUACUCAGAUUAUAUCAACGCCAAUUACAUCACUGGUUAUAAGAAAAAGAAACAUUACAUAGCGACACAAGGACCCAAACCCAACACAGUCAUUGAUUUUUGGCGCAUGAUUUGGCAAGAACGUGUUCUUAUUAUUUGUAUGUUGGCUAAUGUGAUCGAAAAUGGAAAGACAAAAUGCGAGCAAUAUUGGCCCGACAUUGGCAAGAAGAAGAAAUACGGUGAUGUCAUUGUACUAAAUGCAAAGCACAACGUUUUCGCGGAUUAUUGCUUUAGAAUUUUUCAAGUCACUUGCGGAGAUGAAACUCGAAAGAUAGAACAUCUGCAUUAUACAGCCUGGCCGGACCAUGGUGUGCCAUUGUACACACAUUCUGUAGUAACGUAUUUGAAGAAACUAUUGGCGACACCACCUGGAAAUGGGCCUGUUGUUGUUCAUUGCAGUGCUGGUAUUGGAAGAACUGGAACCAUCAUUUUGUGCGACAUUUGUCUCCGUCGUGCAGCGGCCGAAGGGUUCGUCGACGUUUUCGCUGAAACGGCAUCCAUUAGAAGCGAAAGAGCGAACAUGGUAGAUAAUAAGCAGCAAUAUCUUUUGGCGCAUUUAGCAUUGGUGGAAUGUUUGCUUUCCAUUCCGACCGCAUUGCCAUGUAAUAUGUUACCAACACGAAUCAAUGAAUUAAAGAAACAACUAUUAGUUCAACAGCAAAGACUACAAAAUACUGCGUGGCAGAACGAAGCUCUACGGCAAGUGACGGUUUCAUAUCCAUUAUCAGAGCGUAAUCGUGCCAAAAACAGAUUUCCAGAACUGAUUUCAGAUAAAGUCAGCAGAGUGUAUUUGAAAAGAUAUCCGACAUCGGAUGAGGACAGCGAUUAUCUAUCUGCCGUGUACGUAGAUGGAGUGAAACUUCAAAAUCAGUAUAUAGCCACACAGCUACCUAUGCCAUCAACGAUUAACGAUUUCUGGCGGAUGAUUGCCGAAUUCAAAGUGGAACUUAUUCUUAUGUUACAACCGCCUGAUCUUCAAGAUCCUACUUGUUGUGCAAUCGUUCCUAUGAGCGACGAGUUUACACCAACGCCAUACUUAAACAUUACAACAAAGGACACUGUGGAAUUGGAAUAUUAUACAUCAAAAAAAUUGUUACUCGUUGAUAAUUCUGAGAAACCUCCGAGAGAACAAUUUGUCACUAUAUUGUGUUUAACGGAGUGGAAACCUGGAAAGGAUCAACCACUGCCAUCAGUUAUGUCGAUGGUAACUUUUUGGCAAGCCACGGAAAGAAUCGCAAGAGGCGAUGGACCUACUGUCACGCUUUGCCAUGAUGGAGUAACUGGAUGCGGUCUCUAUCUAGCGUUGAGUUUUCUGUUGGAGCGAAUGGCCGUCGAAAGGGAGUGCGAUGUUUGUUUAGCAGUGCGAGCGGUUAGACGGUCAAGAUCAGAUUUUGUUCAAUCUUUGGAACAACUGGAAUAUCUAUAUGACGCCGCAGAAGCAUAUUUGAAGUACUUCGAAACCUAUGCAAAUUUCUCGUAAAAUAGAAAUCUUGCUAAUGUGAUAUUGUAUAAUACAACAGAGUUAUAUUAUAAUAGAAAGCCAAAUGUGCGAUAGCUGUAUACGUGUAUAUGGCUAUACAUUUAUAUCAAAUAUUAAUUUGCGCUUGCAAUUAUAGAAAUAAAUAUUGUACUUUAUUCUAACAAGGAACAUGUAAAAUUAUUGUAAAAAUUUAUAGCAAUAUUUCUGCGUUUUUCUUAGUUUUACUAUUAUUGUACGAUCAAGGUAAACUACUUUUAUACUUAUGCAUGUAUUAUCGUGAUAUGUGCAACGAUGAUCUCACGAUGUUUUACGUUGACAAUGCACAUACACACAUAUAAUUAAAUUUAAUGUUAAAAAAAUUAUUAAAGUAUAUAGUAUAUUAUAUAGAGUAUAUAUAAAUCUAAUAUAUUUUUUCUAAAAAUAAAUUAAAGGAACAUCUAAGUAAGCACUGUCUGCAAUCCUUUUAAAUAUAUCGUCUAGACUUAAAUUUAUACUGUUUCCUUUUUAGGACACUAUAUAUUCGACAAUAGUUUGUAUAAUAAAAUGGAUUACUCAUAAUGUAUAUUCAAUAAGUUAAAUUAAUUACAAUCAUUUUUAUUUUUUUAUUUAAUUUUUUUUCGUUUAAUUAUAGCACUGGCGGAUUCUGGGGGCGGGGUUUUUUGGGGUUAAAACCUCCCCCUUCCAAGUUAAAAAAAAAUCAAUUUUGCUGGAUCCGUUUCAAAAAUCUUGGUAAAAAAUACAUUAAAGCAGGUCAAAACCCCCCUUAUUAUCGACAUCAGGAUCCGCUAGUGAAUUAUAGUUAUAUUAAUAAUAUGUAUCAUCACACUUUCUUAUAUAAACUAUGUAACUUA